AUGCCGAACCCUGCACCUUCCACGCAGCACUUCACCCCUGCCAAUCAGGGCUCUGAAGAUCAAGAUAGAGAUCAGAGUCCGUUAGAAUACUCAUCCGGCGCUGACUCUGAUAACGAUCCCGUCGGCAAUGGCUCUGGGAAUGGGCGCGCUCUGAAACGGAAGCGGCCUCUUACCGUCUCCUGUGAGCUUUGUAAGCAAAGAAAAGUCAAGUGUGAUCGCAUACAGCCAAGCUGUGGCUGGUGUGUUCGCAAUGGCCAACUAUGCGAGUACAAAGAGCGAAAAAAGCCCGGCCUGCGAGCCGGGUACGGUAAAGAGCUAGAGCAUCGACUGGACCGACUGGAGGAGGUCAUACAAGCACAAGCAAGGCUUAUCGAGAUGCAUAUCUUGCAAAGCCGACCUCAAAUUCCUCAUCAUGGAGGAUCGAUAUCCUACAGUUCCCCGUCCGAACCAUCUGCGGUUCACGGUCCCAGUCCUCGCACGGCUCUCUAUUUCAACGAUCCAAACUCUUCUGUCGCCCUCCCUGCCCGCCAUGCCGAUGUUUCGAUCACAAGUCCAUCAGAUACAUCAGCCAAGAACAUUGUUGCUCAUGCUCUAUCAAAUGGAGCUACCGCAUCAGUGAUAAGCUCUCUGUCACAGGUGCAGAACGGACACAAUGAUUUUUCAGGGAAUGAAUCUUCCUUGAACAUUCCAGUCAGCAUUUUUGCAAAUCAAGAGCAGUCGCUGACGGAUCCAAACCUCGAUUUACCGCCAUACGAUCUACUUUAUGCUCUUGUCGAUUUAUAUUUCGAGCACGUUAACUCGUGGUGUCCUAUUCUUCAUCGUCGUUCCACAUUGGACACAUUCUUCGGUCCGUCCCCAUUGGAAGAAGCAGAUCGCAUGGUUCUAUAUGCUAUUGUUGUAACCACGUUACGUUUCUCCACUGACAGUCGACUGACUGAACAAAACCGAAAACGGUAUCAUGACUCUUCAAAACAGAAGGUGCUUCUAUAUGGCCUGGAAAACUCUUCUGUUAAGGCUCUUCAGGCCCUGGUUAUCUUAGCACUGGACUUAGUUGGCUCAUCUAAUGGUCCACCUGGUUGGAAACUAUUGGCUCUGAUUACCAGAUCAGUCGUUCAGCUUGGGUUGGCUGUUGAAUCCAAAUCUUCCCUCAUUGCCCCUGUCUAUCCCUCAAUCUACACCCUCAGAGCUGUCACAUUACCCGAGGCAGACACAUGGAUUGAGGACGAGAGUAGACGGCGUCUAUUCUGGAUGGUAUAUCUGUUGGAUCGAUAUUCAACUAUAGCCACUGCAUUCAACUUUGCGCUGGAUGACAAAGACAUUGACCGAAAACUUCCAUGUAAGGAUGAAUUUUUUGUGAAGAAUCAGCCAGUGGAAACCAGGCGAUUUCACUACUCCGUUGAACGUGCUGACUAUUUGAGUCACGCGGAGAAUGUGGGGUCAUUUGGUCUAUAUAUGGAGAUUUUGGGAAUUCUUUCCCGUAUCCACGUGUUUCUUAAACGCCCUGUGGAUAUUGGAUCUCUCUCCGAUGUCGAGGAAUGGCAAGCGACCUAUCGAAAGCUUGAUAAUGAGCUGACUACAUGGGAUUUCAACUUGCCUGCGGAAUAUGCCUAUGAGAAUUCAUCACGUCUGUUCAACGGCACAAAACAGAGUCGGGCUCUGCACAAUGAUUGGGUUCAGCUCCAUGCUACGUAUCAAACCGCCGUCAUUCGUCUUCACUCUUCCGCUGCAUAUCCGACAACUCGAUCACCAAUAUUCACCCCAUCAUACAGUGCUAGCCAGCGAUGUUUACUCGCAGUCGACAAUAUCCUCUCCGUUACCCGAUUCGUAGUUGAGAACAACAUACUCGACAAACUUGGUCCACCGUUCGCUUUUACCCUCUGGGUAUCUGCCCGUCUGUUACUCGUUCACGGAUCCACAAUCGCGCACACAGUUAGCUCAGAUAUAAUAUUCUUCGUUGACACACUAUCCCGAAUGGGCCAUCACUGGAAAGUCGCAGAACGCUACAGCAAUAUUCUCCAACGCGUUCUGGACGAGUAUGGCGAAUACCAGCAAUCCGUCGCUAUGGACGGUGAAAGAUCAACUCCAUCUACAGUGAAGAUCCUCGCAGAUAUGCGCCGCUGUGCAUUUGAUCUCGAUUUCCUUAUCUCCCGCCAACCACGAGAAUCACCAUCUUCAAUGAGUAACUCUGGAAACGAUCCUAACCGACGACCGUCGGCUACGCUUGUACCCAGGAACCUUGCACCAAAUGAACUGGAGUACCUUGAUGUCUUCGGUUUCUUUAAUGUACCUCGAGUACCGCCGGCUCGGGCCCCGGAUCCUGCUAGCGCUGCAACACACCUAGAUAUGGCGGACUCGGUACAGAAUCCAAUGUCUAUACAUGGAAUUACUGGUACGGGUUCUGUCGUGGAUGGGAACAGCUCAAAUGCGAACGAGUUCAAUAUUACGAAUUACUUGAUUCCAACACCUGAGACGGAUUGGCUUUUCAGGCCUGCUGGAUGA
Penicillium malachiteum is the source of this 2499-nucleotide messenger RNA. RefSeq names its product putative C6 transcription factor. Gene Ontology annotation, biological process: DNA-templated transcription; regulation of DNA-templated transcription. The transcript is spliced from 5 exons. Gene Ontology annotation, molecular function: DNA-binding transcription factor activity, RNA polymerase II-specific; zinc ion binding; DNA binding. Gene Ontology annotation, cellular component: nucleus. The record is from RefSeq and is a predicted model, not a curated record. NCBI's taxonomy places the organism in Eukaryota, Fungi, Ascomycota, Eurotiomycetes, Eurotiales, Aspergillaceae. The coding region runs from base 1 to 2499 and encodes 832 amino acids.